GGGAAGCAUGGACGUCGGUUGGGAACUGGGGGCGGCGGCGAGCUACUCUCUGCUGCUAUGCGCCGGUCUGCUGGUGGUGGGCUGCGCGCUGGGCCUGCGCCUGGGUCGCGGGCGGGGGCCGGCGGACCGCGGGGUGCUCGCUUGGCUCUGCUACGACGCCUUGGUGCACUUCGUGUUGGAGGGUCCGUUUGUCUACUUGUCUUUGGUGGGGAGUGUUGCAGACUCUGAUGGCUUGAUUGCAUCUUUAUGGAAAGAAUAUGGCAAAGCUGAUCAAAGAUGGCUCUCUCUGGACCCAACCAUCGUGUCUUUGGAAAUUCUGACUGUUGUCCUGGAUGGGGCUCUGGUGUUGUUCCUCAUCUAUGCGAUCGUCAAAGAGAAAUACUAUCGGCAUUUCCUGCAGAUCACUCUGUGCGUGUGUGAGCUGUACGGCGGCUGGAUGACCUUCUGCCCAGAGUGGCUACUCGGAAGCCCCAACCUUGACACUGGCCACUGGCUGCACUUCUGGGUCUAUCUGGUGUUCUUCAAUGGCGUGUGGGUUCUGGUCCCAGGACUGUUGCUAUGGCAAUCCUGGGCGGAACUCAAGAGAAUGCAUCAUCCAGGAACUGCUCUAGGGAAAAAAAAGGUUUGGUGAAUUUUCAAACUCGUGAACACUAUCCUGUUGCUUAGUGAGCCAGAAUGGAUCAAACCUUGGUGUUCAACAAAACCAUCACACAUUCCAGUCUUCCUUUUCUUUAUGGCAGUUUUGAUUGUUCCCCAUUAAUGAAACCAGUUUAUCCUAGAACACAGUUAUAUUAAUUACUAUUUUUUUUAAAUUCCAGAUAACAUGUUGCUGUUUUUUCUCUUAAACCGGUUUGCUCAGGAGUUCUUUUUUGAUUAUUUGUAUAAAACUGAAGGUGAAAAGAAUGCUUCAAUUUUCCAGUUGUACCUUUUUUUAUUUCUUAGCCCAACCAAAAGCUGUAUGUGGAGGAACCGGGAGUGUAUAACUCCUUAUGGGGCCAACCCAGACCAAUGAUCAGGGUUUUUUUGCUUUGUUUUUUCCUUUUUUUUUUUCCUAUCCCUUUUCAGGGAAGAAGUCCUGAGACAUCCUACAGAAACACAGAGUACAUGAUGAUACAAAGU
Molecule: messenger RNA, 1119 nt
Organism: Ochotona princeps (American pika)
Lineage: Eukaryota; Metazoa; Chordata; Mammalia; Lagomorpha; Ochotonidae
Gene: EBPL
Product: EBP like
Exons: 4
Coding region: 8-631 (207 amino acids)
Biological process (GO): sterol metabolic process
Cellular component (GO): membrane; endoplasmic reticulum
Molecular function (GO): cholestenol delta-isomerase activity
Source: RefSeq, a predicted model, not a curated record